Messenger RNA from Musca vetustissima, 558 nucleotides. RefSeq names its product ninjurin-B. The record is from RefSeq and is a predicted model, not a curated record. Lineage: Eukaryota; Metazoa; Arthropoda; Insecta; Diptera; Muscidae. The transcript has 2 exons. Gene Ontology annotation, cellular component: membrane. Gene Ontology annotation, biological process: cell adhesion; tissue regeneration. The coding region runs from base 1 to 552 and encodes 183 amino acids.
AUGGCAAAAUUGUUAAACGUUAAAAAAAGAGAGGUACCCACUUUAUCGGUCUCCUCCUCAACAUCGUCUGCUGAUCAGUCCAUAGAUGAUGAUGAUGAUGACAUCAGUGAAAUGAGCGACAAAUGUUGUAGUGGCAAUGACAAUAAGAAUACAGUGCUUGGUGGUGAUAGUGCUAAGAAAAGCGCAUCCAAAACGUCUGGAAAUCCUUAUAAAAUAACAAUAGAAGAACCGAAUGGUGCCAACAGCUAUGCUGGUAAUAAAAAUAUAGCUGAAGGUCUUAUGGAUAUUUCUCUCUUGGCAGCUAAUGCCAAUCAGUUGCGCUUUCUAAUUACCUACAAUCACGAUGCUUCCACUUACUACAUUAGCAUGGCUCUGGUAUCGUUAUCGUUAAUAAUGCAAAUAACAGUUGGAAUAGCUUUGAUCUUUAAGCGUCGUUUUCGGAGAUGCCGUAAUAAACGUUACAAUGAAUUUAUUUUGGGCGGUGUGUUUGUCAUCACCGUUGUGAAUAUACUUCUGGCUGCUUUUACCACCACAAAGAACGAUGUGAAAUAAUUGAAA